Elaeis guineensis (African oil palm) is the source of this 1420-nucleotide messenger RNA. Its product is annotated as plant cysteine oxidase 2. The record is from RefSeq and is a predicted model, not a curated record. Gene Ontology annotation, molecular function: oxidoreductase activity, acting on single donors with incorporation of molecular oxygen, incorporation of two atoms of oxygen. Lineage: Eukaryota; Viridiplantae; Streptophyta; Magnoliopsida; Arecales; Arecaceae.
ACCCCCAAACCCCUCCCCCUUUUUAUACUGCCAUCACCCAUCCACAGGUAUUCCCUCUUUUCCAAUUCCCACAAGUAGAAUUCUACACCUGUAUAAAGCCAUCAAAUUCCCAUCUUUUCCCCCAUUUCUCAACUGGUAGGAAUCUAGCAAUUCUAGUUUCCUCCUCAUCUUGAUUGGGUCUGAGGGGGUUGGUGGAGCGAGUCGGGCCGAUCUUGAUGGGGGUUGACGGGAGGAUGGCGGACCGCAAGGGGAAGGAGGAGGCGGCGGGGAAGGAGGAGGUGGCGGCGAAGGAGAAGAGAAGGUCGGCCAAGAAGAACAAGCGGCGGCAGAAGAAGUCGCCGCCGAUGCCGACGGUCGUCCAGAGGCUGUUCGAUACCUGCAAGGAGGUAUUCGCCGAUUGUGGAGCCGACGUCGUCCCCGCCGCGGAGGACAUCGAGCGCCUUCGCGCCAUUCUUGAUGAUAUGAAACCAGAAGAUGUUGGCCUGACUCCGAACCUGCCAUGUUUUCGCAGCAAUGCUGUGUCUCAAGGGCCUCCUGUGAUAACAUAUUUAUCCCUUUAUGAGUCUCCCAAGUUUUCGAUAUGCAUCUUCUGCAUGCCUAAGUCUGCUGUCAUCCCACUGCAUAAUCACCCAGGAAUGACUGUAUUUAGCAAGAUUCUUUUUGGGUCCAUGCACAUCAAGUCGUACGAUUGGGUUAGCAAUCCUCAGAACUCCAACGAGAUGGUUAGGAACACAGAUGGUGCUCGGCUAGCGAAGGUUAAUACCGAUGAUGUUUUCAAGGUGCCAUGUAACACAUCCAUACUGUAUCCAGCUGCUGGAGGCAACAUGCAUCGUUUUACUGCAGUGACCCCUUGUGCAGUGCUGGAUGUGCUUGGCCCACCUUAUUCUACAUAUGAAGGAAGAGAUUGCACAUAUUAUAAUGAUGAUCUCCCAUAUUUGAGAUCCUCUGGCGAUGUGGUUUUUGUGCCUGAUGAGCACGAGAGGUAUGCUUGGCUGAAAGAGAGGGUGGGAAUGCCUGAUGACUGCUUUGUAUUGGCUGCUGAAUACAAGGGCCCAAAAAUUGUGGAACACUGAGCUGCAAUCUGUGGCGAUGAUACUGCAAGCAAAGCACAACAAUUCUGCAGGUUGGGUGUAGAUACACAGGAGGAGGGGAAUGGAGAGAGUAAAGGGGGGGGAUAAGGGACAGGUUCUGGGUGGCUUGCGCGCACCCCACAGCAAUUUUCUGUUUCACAGCACAGGCGAAAAAGUUCGUGGCGUGGCCCCGAAAGCAUGUUGUUUUUAGAGUUUUAAUAGAUUAACUUUGCUUUGUUAGAGUUUUAAGCUUAUAGCUUGUGGUGUUGACAAGUUGAUUCAUGGAAAACAUAUAAUUUCGAAUGAUUUAAGACUAGAUUUAUAUCUGAAUUCAAUUUUUCUUUCCUUGC